AUGAACACAAACGGAAGAAAGAGAGUUAGCGCGGCAGUUGACUCACGCUCGAGGCCGAGACGAGGAAGGAAGCCAACUUCUUGUUCCCAAUGCCACGCGAGAAAGCAGAAAUGUAAUGGAGAGCUACCUUGUUCUCGCUGUAAUCAGCGCGGAGUUCCUGAACUAUGCCAAUGGCCUGAAACAAAGAAGACCCAUACGACAGCGUCAGAGAGAAUGACUUCAGCAGCAGAUGCUCAGGGCACAGAGCUGGGCCAGCUGUACAUUGCCCGCGGAGCACCCAGCUUCUUUGGGAAUUCCUAUUUUGGCCACCAGGUGGCAGCCCGCAUGAUUCAGGAGUCUGCUCCUGAUUUACCCCCUAUGAGCUUGUUGUCCAGCAAGGAUUCAUUGCAAUCUUUUCGAAAUGACUCUGGCCCCUUUUCGCAAGUUUGGGACUUACUCGGUCUAUUACCCCGAAAUAAAGUGACUGUCGACCGGCUGAUUGAGAGAUUCUUGACCGAGAUCAACUGGGCCAUUGAUACGGUUCACCCUGAAACCUUCAGAUCUCAAUUCGCAGAAUUCUGGGGCCGGAAAUUUGGGUUCGACGAGAUCGCUGGAGUAGAUCUCCGCUGGCUUGCCCUUCUGUUCAUAAUCCUCGCUUUUAGCGUCUUGUUAGACAGUCCCACUACUUCCUCACCGGAAAAGCGGAAGGAAAGCGAAGAGGCCUCUCUCCGCUUCUAUUGGGCUGCCAGGAGAGCGAUCGUCAUCUCGCCUUCUUUCCAUGGUGAAAGCUUAGAUCUUGUCAGAGCAGGUCUCAUGGUGACUCGAUAUUUGUUAUACACCAGACAAGCCGCAGAGAGCUGGCUUACCAUUAGUUUUGCGAUGCGUAUGGCCCAAGCACAAGGCAUGCAUAUUGACGGAGAAAAAUGGGGGUUGUCGAGGAAAGCCACCGAGACUAGAAGACGUCUUUGGAGCAAUCUGUAUUUGCUUGAUAAGACAAUCGCUCUUGCUCUCGGUAGGCCAUAUGCGAUCUCAGAUCAUAUGUGUCUCAUCAAAGCGCCUGAGAAUGUAUGGCUAGAUGGGUUGACCGAUGAACAGUCCUCGAUGGCUACGGCCCAUCCUCUAAGCUAUCCUACAGGGAGCACAGUCACACUCCUCGGCAGUGGGUUGGCCAAAAUUGCGGGCGAAAUCCAAGACCGGUGCUUUGGUUUAUAUCCUGCAUCCUACGAUAUGGUCAUCGAGAUGGAUAACAAACUAGUUGCAUGGAAAGACCAGUUACCAUCCUACUUUGCUGUGGAUGACCCCGACCUCUCACUGGAUGAGAUGCACACAUUCCUACCUUGGCAUCGCCUCUAUCUUCACUCCGCCUUUCACUUUGCCAGGAUCACCCUCCACCGACCUUAUCUUCUACGCGAGUCAAUCACAAAUCGCUUCAGCCUAAGUCACGAGGCAUGCAUCUCAUCGGCAUCUUCCGAUCUCAAAAUCCGGCUGCAGUCCUUGAAUUACGGAACUGCAGAAAACAUGAGAUGGACGUUAGGUACCCACAACAUGUUCAACAGUGCUUUCAUUUUGGGUAUCAUCGCAGUGCGGCGCCCGGUUGCCCCCCAGACCGCGGCAAUAUUGAACGACCUCGAGGAAUACUGUGAACGGUUACGGAAGGACGUUUGGUUAAAUGAAUUCGGUCUUGCGGAGGUCAAAGUGGUUGAAUUGUGUAUACUUCGCACCACUGGGCUCGCCAAAAAUACCGACCAGCCGGUUGACCAGGCCCCCAUGAGCUUACAAGAGGCAUCACCGGAUUUGAUUACGCAGGAGCACGACAGAUAUCCAAUGGUGACAACGCCUAUGAACGUCGACUCUACUGCACCGGACGCAUCGCCUGGCCAGACGCUUGGAUAUUCGCCUGAUAUGAUGUGGCCUGCAGUAUGGGAAGAUCAAAACUUUGCAUUUCCGCAGGCUGCAGAUAUUGAAACCUGGGAACAAAUGAUCUCCGAGAUUGCUUAUCACACCUAG
This is a messenger RNA of Penicillium bovifimosum, 1986 nucleotides long. RefSeq lists its product as uncharacterized. The coding region runs from base 1 to 1986 and encodes 661 amino acids. The transcript is spliced from 2 exons. Gene Ontology annotation, molecular function: zinc ion binding; DNA binding; DNA-binding transcription factor activity, RNA polymerase II-specific. The record is from RefSeq and is a predicted model, not a curated record. Gene Ontology annotation, biological process: regulation of DNA-templated transcription; DNA-templated transcription. Lineage: Eukaryota; Fungi; Ascomycota; Eurotiomycetes; Eurotiales; Aspergillaceae.